CACGUGGUUAAAUACUUAACUUGCAAAUGCGUGAUGUCUCCAUAAACAAUUGCUUCUCCAGAUAAGCUUAUCUCCAGAUUUGGUUGAGAAGGAGAAAAAUGUCUGGAAAAAUAACCCCGGAAAGAAUUCCUGCUAAAGUUCAAGUUCAACUGAUUUAAAGAUGUAAAAAGGCUUCCUACCAUCAUGGAGUACAGAUCAGAAGCAAAGUAAUUUCGCUGACCUGUGUUCACAGUCUGCAAGUCACUCACCUUUCAAACAGCGAGAACCAGACGAGUCUGUGGUACAAAGCCUGCUGUGCGUACGAUUGGUUGAUUUCUGCGCACACAAUGGGAAAGUAAUUUCAAGCGCGAUCGAUCCGCGGUUGAUACAGUACGAGUAUCUCGUGACACGCACAGGUCCCAACCAGCGUGGGCAUUCGGUCCAGAUUGCAAAUAGUACCAUGAUAAUGACCUUCACAUUUUACGAUCUUUAGUACUAGCCCGACUCGAAGAUGUUGUGGGGCGGUUUGCUCUCGGUCUUGCUGGGCCAGCUUUUCAGUGUCGCUGUCGGGCAGUCUCUGAUCAGUGAUGUGACAGAGGCAGAGGCCUUCCUGGAGUAUUACGACAACCUGGCAGCCCAGACCUGGCCGGGAAUUGUCCAGAAAUUAUGGAAUUACAACUACAACUUGACAGAGUUCACACGCCAGGAGAUGAUAGCAGCUCGUCUUCAGUACUCGGAAUUCAGCAAACUGGGCCGAGUCAAUGCUUCCAGGUUUGAUACCGCUAACUUCCCUGCAAACAUCACCCGCCAACUCAAAAAGAUUAUCGUCAACGUCGGGGAAAACGCUUUCAGAGAUAAAGAUAAGUUGCAAGAAUUAAAGGAUCUUAAAAGUCAGAUGAAAACGAGGUAUUCUGGCGCUACCGCGUGUAACAGACCCAGGAAUACCGAAGAUGCUUGUAUGCCUUUUGUGCCAGAUGCCGAGAAUUUAAUGGCUUCCAGCAGGGAUUACACGGAGCUCCUAUAUCUCUGGACAAGCUGGCGAGACGCGACUGGGCCGGGCACGCGGCAAAUAUUUGCCGGAUACGUGGAACUUAGUAAUUUAGCGGCACAGGAUAAUGGUGAGAACGCAGUGCACCUUGCGCUUACAUUAAAAUCCACCGCCAGAAGUUCCUCCUCAGACCAACCUGACAAGGGAGCCAUGUGGCGAUCCUGGUACGAGGUUGAUAACCUGGAGGAACAAGUGGAUAACAUCUACAAACAAUUGCGCCCUCUGUACACGAACCUACACGCCUACAUACGCAGGAAACUAUACAACGUCUACGGGCCAAACCUGAUUAAUCUUCGAGGGCCGAUACCAGCACACUUACUUGGGCAUAUGUGGGCAAGCGAAUGGGCAAACCUCCUCGACAUCGCUAAGCCGUAUCCAAAGAAGCAAGCCAUAGAUAUAACAUCCAAUCUUAUUGCCAAGGGGUACAACGUUCGUCGCAUGUUCGAGGUUGCAGAUGAGUUUUACACCUCGAUGGGCUUGCUCCCCGUACCCGAUGGAUUCUACAAUAAGUCUCGUCUGACUAAACCAGAGGACGGGAGGUCUGUGGUGUGCCAUGCGAUGGCUUGGGAAUUCUACGAUCAGAAGGAUUUUCGGGUCAGUAUGUGUGCCGAGGUGAGCAUGGACGAUUUCUUGACGGCUCAUCACGAGUUGGGCCACGUCCAGUACUUCAACCAGUACCGUGAUUUGCCCAUCGUCUUCCGCCUGUCGGCCUGCCCAGCCGUCGGUGAGGCCAUCGGUGAUGUGGUGGCUAUAUCCGCAUUCACUCCUGAACACUUGCACAAGAUAGGGCUACUGGAUGAAUUAAUACAGGAUGAAGAGGCUGAUUUGAAUUUCUUGAUGACCAUGGCUCUCGAGAAAAUAGCAUUCCUCCCGUUUUCCAUCAUUGUGGACAAGUGGCGGUGGGGAGUGUUCAACGGAUCUAUCACUGCUGAUCAGUAUAAUGCAAGGUGGUGGCACCUAAGAAACAAAUAUCAAGGCAUUACGCCACCUGUACCCAGAGACGAAACCGAUUUGGAUCCCGCGUCAAUCUACCACGUCAGUGCUGACGUCAGCUACACGAGGUACUUCUUAGCUUAUGUCUUGCAGUUUCAGCUAUACCAAUCGUUAUGUAGACAUGCUGGCCACGUUGGCCCGCUCCACAAGUGCGAUUUGUACAACUCGACGCAGGCAGGAAAAGCUUUAGGUGAUAUGCUGAAGCUUGGUAUAAGCAAGCCGUGGCCUGAAGCCCUGUACGUGGCUACUGGUCAGAGGCAGUUCGAUGGGGCGGCUCUCGUGGAAUACUUCAGGCCACUCACGGACUGGCUGGUAGAACAGAAUCGCCAAAAUGGCGAUCAACCUGGCUGGCCCGAUCGCGAAUGGGUUCCCCCACUACCUCAAGAUUGGAGUCCAGGGGUUUCGGCUGGACGCGAUUCGUCCAUGUCGACAUUACUCUGUGCCGGCAUCAUUGCGACAAGCCUCCUCGCAAAUUGAAGUCACGAACCAAGG
Patiria miniata (bat star) is the source of this 2512-nucleotide messenger RNA. Its product is annotated as angiotensin-converting enzyme-like. Gene Ontology annotation, molecular function: peptidyl-dipeptidase activity; metallopeptidase activity. Bases 491 to 2497 code for a protein of 668 amino acids. NCBI's taxonomy places the organism in Eukaryota, Metazoa, Echinodermata, Asteroidea, Valvatida, Asterinidae. Gene Ontology annotation, cellular component: plasma membrane. Gene Ontology annotation, biological process: proteolysis. The record is from RefSeq and is a predicted model, not a curated record. The transcript has 13 exons.